UCCAACUCGCAGCUUCCCAGUCGCGUGUGAUACGGACCGUGCUCUCGGAAUUUUCUACUCUAGUAGCGUGUGAACAACAGCAGUAGGGGGUGAGCAUGCGCCACAUCCAAAGCCUUUUGGUCGUAAGACAACAGUCGGGUCGGCUGGCGACACUAUCAACGACAAACGACCACCAAAAAGAAAAGUGAUUUUCUGGAAAACUGCUUCCUGGGGGCGCCUGUUGGAGACAAGAAGGCUUCUCGGUCUUCCUGGAAGGAGCGCGGUGUACGGGCGGGUGACGGAAGAGUUCGGGAAAAAGGGAACUCUUGACCGGGAGUAAGGGUGGAAUCGACCAUUUGACUUGUCUUGUCGGCAAUCGACAAUCGGCACUCGACUACGCGAAAGGAACUCCGGUAGUGUGGAGUGAACAAAGCGCCAUCUUGUCGUCGUGGUGGAUACAAAGGAACUUUAUUGAUAUCCUGAUUUUAUCAUAUUGCGAAUUUUUGGUUCCAAGUUUUUUUCCUGUUGUGAAAGUGAAUGAAAAGUUUCUGAAUGUUCUGUGUUGCGAGCUUGUAAGAGAAUUUGCCUAAUAUUUGUUGUACAAAGAUGUUGAAGUGCCAUAAGAAUGGAAAUACUCAGACCAACUUCUGUAGUUUGCUCCUAAAUUGAUGACAAAAACAGUGAUCCAAUCGAUUUUCGAAUUCACCCUUGGGGGAUUCUAGAAAAGUGAUAGUGCCGCUCUGAAGAUAAAGGCAAAAUAGUGAACGGAAUAGGCCUGGAUUACGCUGUCCCAUUAUACAACAGUUCCUGACGCAAUACGACUGGCGUAAUUAGGAUACGAUUGGAACUGAAUUGCUGACCAACCAGUCUACCUGCCGCACACAAGAUUAAUUUUUUAGUUGAAGUUAUGGUGCAACAAGGUCGACUGUUACUCCAAUAUAAUCACUGCUGGGGAUGCAAUCUUGCAGUUGAAUAUUUUCAAAUUGUUUUAAAUUUGAGGAAAUCCAUUCGAUAUUAGUUUGUGAUUAGUUUAUUAAUUUUAUGUUGUGUUUCUGUGAUACGAUGAGUGCCGUAGUUCAAUAAAAUUGAAGGAAAAGGGUGUGUUGAGGGCGGUGUUUGAAGUGUAGUGAAUUUGUUCAAGUUGUUUGUUGAGCAUUUGUAUAUUCGAUGCAACCGAGGUGCGACAGCAUGAAUAGGAGCAAGGAGGAUAUUUCUGCAGCAAGUAAAUUCGAGGAGUAUCGACGUGCUGCCAAUUUGAGCCAUGAUCGUGCAGAGAAUUUUCGAAGGAGUAUGGUAUGCAUACAGGACGAGUUGAAUCAAAUGGGCCUAGGACAGACAGACUUGCCGUUUCCGAACAGCGAUCAUCAUCACCAUCAUCAGAUAACAGAUAGUAGUACCGAGAACACAUGUCAGAACGGAUGGCCUCCGAAUCCAGGAAAUUUCGUACAUCCUGAUAAGCCGAUUGGUUGGAUGCACGGUCUAUUGGGCUGUAUGAAACCUGUCCUGUCCUUUAUCGGAAAAGCAGGCGUUAUCGAUAUUAAACAUAAACAAACCGAAGAUUGGGAAAUUCCCUACGAAUCAAUCACAAAAAUGGAAUAUAUUGGAAGUGGUGCACAAGGAACUGUUUUCAGUGGAGAGCUGAAUAAUGAAAUUGUGGCUGUUAAAAAAGUUCGAGACUUCAAAGACACGGAUAUCAAACAUCUGCGAAAAUUGGAUCACGAGAAUAUCAUAAAGUUCAAAGGAGUGUGCACCCAGGCGCCGGUAUUCUGCAUUAUAAUGGAGUUUUGCCCCUACGGGCCGCUACAAAACAUCCUGAAGGAAGAGGAAGUCGUGUUGCCAUCGCGUCUCGUCUCCUGGGCGAAGCAAAUAGCGCUUGGCAUGCAAUAUCUUCAUUCGCACAAAAUCAUCCAUCGAGACCUGAAAAGCCCCAACAUACUCAUCGGUGCCCACGAAGUGGUCAAAAUCAGUGAUUUUGGUACAAGUCGCGAAUGGAAUGAGAUAAGUACGAAAAUGAGUUUCGCUGGGACAGUGUCCUGGAUGGCUCCCGAGGUAAUACGACACGAGCCGUGCUCAGAAAAAGUGGAUAUCUGGUCAUACGGAGUGGUCCUCUGGGAAAUGUUAACUUGUGAGAUCCCCUACAAAGAUGUUCAAUCAUCAGCAGUCAUUUGGGGUGUUGGCAACAAUUCCCUGCAAUUACCGAUUCCAUCUACCUGUCCGGCUGGCUUCAAGCUAUUGGUGCAACUAUGCUGGAGUAUAAAACCACGUAACCGUCCAUCCUUCAGCAUUAUCCUGAAUCAUUUAGAGAUUGCCGGCCCGGAAUUGCUGAAGCAAAGUGAAAAGGAGUUUUUCGAAACCCAGAGAUCGUGGAAGCAGGAGAUUCGAUCGCAUAUGAAGCAGAUCACUCAGAAUGGUACAAGUAUUCAUAAGUAUGAACAGGACUUAAUAAAGAGGCGCCAAGCUGAAUGGCAACAUGCUCAGGAUAUUCGUAUUGUUUACGAACAAAAGUUAGAUAAGACGAAUAAACUCUACAGGGAGUUGACUGAGUGUAAAGCUCAGUUGGAGGAAAAGGAGAAGGAGAUUGCCGAACGCGAAAAGAAACUGCCAGGUUACAAACCAAACCGACGAUUUGGUACCACUUUGAAAAACAUUAAGUACUAUAGGCGUAGGUUGAAUAACUCUUCUACAAUUGUAUUACCCGACUACCAGUCCUCGACGCCAAGCCCCGAAAGUACCCCAGAGAGCCCGGUCAAAGCCACCCUAUAUGCUCAACUAGAUGGUUCGUCACAACCAAAAUCCGUCGUUGUUGUUCCACAAAAGCCAAAAAAGCAUAGACAUCGACGAGUUGGCUCUGGUUCGUUUGCAUCGCCUAAAUCCAGUCCUAAUCGCGAGCGGCGUUAUCAAAGCGAACCGGAAAAUCGAAAGGUUAAGCUUGUUGAUAAUGAAACACAAACAGAUGCCAUGGACAUUAGUGAAACGGAUGCGAGCCCAAGCCCGUUUUGUGCUUCACGAGAAUUGUCAUUUAGCCUUAAAGCCGCAGCCGCUGCCGUUGCGGCAACCACAACAGCACCAACUGAAUCACGUGUACCUAAUUACGGGGAAACCGUAAAACAGAUUGCCGAGCCUCAAAGACCGUCUGAUCUCAAUGUUCGUCAACAGAGUCCUUCUAGUCCUAAUGGAAAUUCCAAUGAGAUGAGCACCAGCGAUAUUACCUAUCAGGAUGCUUGCUCAUCGAGUCCUGACCAGUUUCUCGACGAUGCCAUGAACAGCAAUGAACGGCUCGAUUUUCGGGACUGCAGCGAUGAUGACAAUUUGGAGCGUUUGGGGAGGAAAGUGAGCGAGUUGAUAACGAAGCAAUCAACCACUCUUGUUGGGGAGAACGGGAAUGACACGGAGGUGGUUGUUAGUGAUGUGAUUUUCUCGCCAAGUGGCAAGAGACGCGUCGGGGCUAACGAGAAUAUCAUUGUCCGCCAUGCAGUUAUAAGGACCUCAGGGGGGCACGCGAAAGGACGACGUGCUGAUUUGGGGGGUGAUAUCAGUAAUGAAUCUCAGGAGGAUCGAUGUGACGAUAGCUGGUCAGAUGAGGAGGGUGAAGAUACAGAUUACAACUAUUCAUUAAGGAGGAAGAGUAUCGGACGACUGCCUAUUGGUCGUGGAAUGCGCUCUCGUCGCUUAUACAAAGGACCUGUAUCAUCACCCAUUGCCAACAAUCCGCGCCGCUCUGUUAUAAUUUCAGAUGAGGAAAAUACCUCAGAAUGCAGUCAUUCACCAUCUAGCCAGCAUUCGACGUUGGAAAGUAAUCCUGAUAUGCAGAAAGUAUUGAAGAAGAUGAAGAAGAUGACGGACAGUGAUGAACAGGAGGAAGUUAGCGAGUCGGAGUCAGAUGAUCCUAGCCAGAGCACAAUAGCUACUCAAAUGCAAUGCCAAAAUAAUGAGAUUCUAGUAACGGCCGGAAAUAGAGUUUAAGUUAAAUAGUAUUAAGUGAAGAAGUUACAAAAAAAAAAGAUUUUAGUUGAAACGAAAACGAUAUUAAAACUCUCAACAUUCCGAAUUCUUGGUAAGCUUUAUCAACGAAUUAUGUAAUUACGCGUAUGCAUUCCAUCAUGGGAAGACAAUGAAACAUUCCUGUUGAACUCAAUUCGCUGUUAACUAUCGUAAGUUAAGAUAGAAAAUAUUUCUAAAUUAAGGAGUAAAGUUGUGCAAAUUGUGCUGUCGGGAUUUCUCGUCGUAAGGGUUUGAAAUAUUCUGAUGAAACUGCCUGUGUAGGGGUUGAAGCAUGUUUAAUUCGAUUAGGGCCUAAUCCGCAAACCCAGUUAUGGCCUAUUCCACAGAUACAAUAUAAAUUCAAUUUAAGAUUGCAGAAAAGUUGAAGAUAGGAAGUAGCUGCCAAUGCAGCCUUACAAUGUACUCAAUAGUUGGAGACGUAAAAUGAAGGCUUCACGAGAAUCUGUUCGUCACUAGGAUUUCAAACCCAACUGCAGACUCCUGCUCUCCAGAUAACGACAAAAUCCCGACAUAAUCGAUCACAAUAACAAUUCAUUUACAGAGUUAAGAUAAAAGAUAUUUGUUCAUAUUCUCUUCUUGUUUGAUUUUGCUUAUUCCGCUCAAGCUUAAUUCAACCACAAGAGUAAAAUGACGAAUAACAGAAUAGAAAACGAGACACAACAAAACAAAAUAGAAUUGAGAAUAAAAUAUUACAAAAAACAAAAUAAAUGCCUUGACGACUUAUUAAUUUUAAAAUUAACUUAAUACUUUUCAGAUUGAAAGGAACAAGACAAAAUAUAGAUGAAAUAAAUAAAUAUAAUGGAAAAUAAAUAAAAAUAAAAACAAAUGCAAAACAACGUUCUCUUUUUAAGUGAUACUAUUCUGUAGUGAAAUGAUAGUAAUUGUGAAAACGCUGUACAUAAAUACUAUGUAUGAUGAAAUAAGUUAAUUAUAAACGAUAAAAAAAUAUACAAAAUAAUGUGAAUGUUCUAUUUAUGUACUUAGAAUUAAACGUAGCUGAUGGUAAUUAUGAUAUUUAGCACAUAAUUAUUUUGAAAGAACUUGUACGAGAAAAAAAAAUAGAUACUUAUGGUUUAAGAACAUACAACAAUUAGUACUUAAGUUCAACCAAAAUUAAAAAAGAAAAUCGAUGCAAGUGCAUUCAAUAAAACGAAAUAUAAAUCAUAAAAA
Molecule: messenger RNA, 5151 nt
Organism: Hermetia illucens (black soldier fly)
Lineage: Eukaryota; Metazoa; Arthropoda; Insecta; Diptera; Stratiomyidae
Gene: wnd
Product: mitogen-activated protein kinase kinase kinase 12
Exons: 8
Coding region: 1147-3942 (931 amino acids)
Biological process (GO): protein autophosphorylation
Molecular function (GO): ATP binding; JUN kinase kinase kinase activity
Source: RefSeq, a predicted model, not a curated record